CUUGAGGCCAAAGGUUGGUCUACUGCUAAAGCUGACGUCGGCUUAUUUCCCAAAAUGGCGACGCGGACAUCAGACAUACAAACGAGCCGGGGUAGUUCUACGUUAUUAUCCAAUAAACGGACCGUAAGCAUGGCUCAAACAAAAUCCAGACUGUUGGGAAACAAUUGUAUUUUCUUCUUAACAAUAUCGUCUAUGAUGCACAUGGCAUUGGCUGACGGAAAGACACUCGUUUUGUUGGACAACCUCAACAUCAGAGACACCCAUUCAAUCUUCUUCCGCAGUCUGGCAGAUCGUGGUUUUGACCUUUCAUUCAAGACUGCAGAUGAUCCGUCACUUUCCCUGAUCAAAUAUGGCCAAUUUCUCUAUGACCACCUCAUCAUCUUCUCCCCAUCUGUGGAAGACUUUGGUGGCAACAUCAAUGUUGAGACCAUCACAUCAUUCAUUGAUGGUGGAGGCAAUGUCCUGGUGGCUGCUGGCUCUGAUAUUGGUGACCCUCUUAGAGAGCUGGGCAGUGAAUGCGGGAUUGAGUUUGAUGAGGAGAAGACUGCUGUAAUUGACCAUCACCAUUACGAUGUGUCGGACCCUGGUGAGCAUACCUUGAUUGUUGCUGAUCCAGAGAAUCUGCUGAAGGCUCCCACUAUUGUUGGGAACCCCAAUGACAAACCCAUCCUCUUCAAGGGUGUUGGCAUGGUGGCAGACCCAGAUAACCCCCUGGUCCUGGACAUCCUGACUGGCUCCUCCACCUCCUACUCCUACUUCCCUGACAGACCCAUCUCUCAGUACCCCCAUGCUGUUGGAAAGAACACUCUUCUGAUUGCUGGACUCCAGGCCAGGAACAAUGCUCGUGUGGUAUUCAGCGGCUCACUGUACUUUUUCAGUGACGCCUUCUUCAACUCAGCUGUGCAGAAGGCCACACCUGGCUCCCAGAGGUACGCUCAGACUGGGAACAUGGAGUUAGCUGAGGCUCUGUCCCAAUGGGUGUUCAAGGAGGCCGGUGUACUCCGGGUGGGAGCUGUUACCCAUCAUCCUGUGGGCGAGAGCACCCCUCCUGCAGCCUACACCAUCACAGACCUUGUGGAGUACAGCGUUGUUAUUGAGAUGCUGUCCAAGGGCAGCUGGGUUCCCUUUGACGGGAAAGACAUCCAGCUGGAGUUUGUGAGAAUCGACCCCUUCGUCAGGACCUACCUCAAGAAAAAUGGAGAUAAAUACAGCGUCCAGUUUAAGUUGCCUGACGUGUAUGGAGUGUUCCAGUUCAAGGUGGACUAUAACAGGCUAGGCUACACACACCUGUACUCCUCCACUCAGGUGUCGGUGCGACCCCUGCAGCACACCCAGUAUGAGCGCUUCAUCCCCUCCGCGUUUCCUUACUACGCCAGUGUCUUCUCUAUGAUGGGAGGACUCUUUGUCUUCAGCAUAGUCUUCCUUCACAUGAAAGAAAAGGAGAAGUCAGACUAGGGUGAUAAGUGUAUUAAAUUGGGAGGGAGGGCUGGUAGAUAAUGGGGUGAAGGUUCUUGGUUGCUUAAAUUGUCUGUCAGCCUGCAAAAAGAUUUGACAGUUAAAAUUGUUGCUUCUAUAUUGGUUGUGGGGGCAUUUAAUUAUGGCUUUGCAGGCCAACUUACUCAGCUUUUGUACUAAAAAAACCCCAAACUUUCAUGUAUAAAAUAAUCACUCAAUUGAUCUGUGAGCAUUCUAAAAUUCAGUUGGGAAUUGUUGCUUCAAGAUCUCAAUAUCAGGUGGAGCACUUGUUUGGAAACAUUCUAUGAAUUAUUCCCCCCCCCCCACCCCCACCCACUUGUAUGAGGAUAAAAACAUCUUGAUGUGGAAGUGCACUGAAUAUUUUAGUUGUGUCUGAUAAAAUCUGUUUCUAGGGUAAGCCUAACAUGUUUUCAACUACAAGGAAGUUAAAGUCCUUGAAAGCUACAAUAAAAUGUUGCCAUGA
Salmo salar (Atlantic salmon) is the source of this 1939-nucleotide messenger RNA. It is a transcript of the gene ddost, whose product is annotated as dolichyl-diphosphooligosaccharide--protein glycosyltransferase subunit (non-catalytic). The record is from RefSeq and is a predicted model, not a curated record. Gene Ontology annotation, cellular component: endoplasmic reticulum membrane; oligosaccharyltransferase complex. Lineage: Eukaryota; Metazoa; Chordata; Actinopteri; Salmoniformes; Salmonidae.